This is a messenger RNA of Cynara cardunculus var. scolymus (artichoke), 1267 nucleotides long. RefSeq names its product bark storage protein A-like. The transcript has 5 exons. Gene Ontology annotation, molecular function: catalytic activity. Bases 140 to 1180 code for a protein of 346 amino acids. The record is from RefSeq and is a predicted model, not a curated record. Gene Ontology annotation, biological process: nucleoside metabolic process. Lineage: Eukaryota; Viridiplantae; Streptophyta; Magnoliopsida; Asterales; Asteraceae.
GAAUAUUAUUAUUCCACAUCUUGGAUUAUUAAACCCCCCAAAAAUCAAACCUUUGAAGAUCAAAUCGAUGAAACCUAUACACACACUGAAAACACGCUAAAACACACACACACACACACACUCUUACACAAAAAGAUCGAUGAUGAGGGUUUUCUUGAUAUUUGGAUGGUUUUUAUGUUUCUUGGUGAAUAAAGGAGAGGGUAUGAUUUCCAAGAGUUUAUUGAAAGAGAUCGAUAGCGUAAACGAGGGUGGUCCGUAUAUUGGCAUUGUCGUGCCCAAUGCCUUCGAAAUGAAUCCGCUCUUGCAAUCAUCGAGCUUCGUGGCAAAUCAAAAACGUCCAUAUCUUGAUGUUUCAGGACGAAGGUUUCGGUUAGGAACUCUAGAAGAUCAAAAGAUCAUAAUCGUCAUGACUGGAUUAGGCAUGUUGAAUGCAGGUAUUACCACACAAUUGUUGUUAAGUCUAUUCAACGUGAAAGGGGUUCUACACUUUGGUAUUGCCGGAAAUGCAAAUACUGAACUUGAAGUCGGAGAUGUGGCGAUCCCUAAGUUUUGGGCGCAUAUGGGCCUAUGGUCAUGGCAGAGAUAUGGAGAAGGGCCCGAAAGCGAGUUACCUCUAGAAUCCAACGGGGACUACACAAGAACCAUCGGCUACCUAAAAUUCUCCGAUUACAAUAACGACACAACCACAAAAGAAAAACGGCACAAAGACAACCUUUUAAACCGUGUCUGGUAUCAACCAGAAGAAGUAUUCCCGAUCGACACAUACCCUGAAAGCAGACAACACGCCUUCUGGGUCCCGGUCGACAAACACUACUUCUCACUUUCCAAGCAACUCGAGGGUAUGAAGUUGGAGAAAUGUAUAAAUGCUACCACUUGCUUACCAAGAGCACCUAAAGUGGCAAGAGUUGAGAGGGGUGUAAGUGCAAAUGUGUUCAUAGAUAAUGGGGCUUAUAGAAAAUUUCUAAGUACCAAAUUCAAUGUGACCCCAAUUGAUAUGGAAAGUGCUGCAGUUGCCCUAAUUUGCCAUCAACAAAAGAUCCCAUUUAUAGCAAUUAGGGCUCUUUCUGAUUUGGCUGGUGGGGGGUCUGCAAUUUCUAAUGAAGCUUCCAGUUUUGCCCCUUUGGCAGCUCAAAAUGCAGUUGCUGCAUUGAUUAAAUUGGUGCCAUUAUUGGCCUCAUAGUGGGGUUUUUUGUAAUUUUCAAGUACCCAUUUGGUUUUAGAAGUACUAGCUAGAAGGGUACUCGUGCAAUGCAUCGAGACACAUUUC